Molecule: messenger RNA, 3347 nt
Organism: Hypanus sabinus (Atlantic stingray)
Lineage: Eukaryota; Metazoa; Chordata; Chondrichthyes; Myliobatiformes; Dasyatidae
Product: glutamate receptor ionotropic, delta-1-like
Exons: 16
Coding region: 93-3140 (1015 amino acids)
Biological process (GO): monoatomic ion transport; synaptic transmission, glutamatergic; modulation of chemical synaptic transmission
Cellular component (GO): plasma membrane; postsynaptic membrane
Molecular function (GO): transmitter-gated monoatomic ion channel activity involved in regulation of postsynaptic membrane potential; glutamate-gated receptor activity
Source: RefSeq, a predicted model, not a curated record
CCGUAUAUAGUGUGUAUGUGUGUGUGCGCGCUUCCCUGCGGUGGGGGUUGUAUUAGGAUCUGCCCCGAACCGACUGAUGCGCCAAGGAAAAAAUGGAAGUUCUACCCCUGUGCCUCUUAGCCGCCUUGUCUUGGAUUUUUGGCAGCGAUUUAGUGCGAGCAGAUUCCAUCAUCCACAUCGGUGCAAUUUUUGAAGAGAGUGCGGCGAAGGAUGACGAGGUUUUUCAGCUGGCCGUCUCCGACCUCAGUCUCAAUGACGACAUUUUACAAAGCGAGAAAAUAACCUAUUCCAUCAAAUUCGUCGAGGCGAACAAUCCCUUUCAGACAGUGCAGGAAGCAUGCGACCUGAUGACCCAAGGCAUCCUGGCCCUGGUGUCCUCCACCGGCUGUGCUUCAGCCAGCGCUCUCCAGUCGCUCACGGACACCAUGCACAUCCCGCAUAUCUUCGUGCAGCGCAGCAACGAGGGCUCUCCGCGCACCGCCUGCCAGCUCACGCGCAACCCCAGCCUCGAGGAGUACACGCUGCCCGCCAGGCCCCUGAUCCGGAUCGGCGACGUCAUGCUCAGACUGGUCAACGAACUGAGAUGGCAGAAGUUCAUCAUCUUCUAUGACAGCAACUACGAUAUUCGAGGGCUGCAAGGGUUCCUGGAUCAAGCUUCCCGCCAAGGGUUAGACGUGUCUCUGCAGAGAAUUGACCAGAACAUCAGUCGGAUCUUUGCUAGUCUCUUCACCACAAUGAAGACUGAGGAGCUGAACCGUUACCGGGACACCCUACGUCGGGCCAUCCUGCUGUUGAGCCCACGAGGAGCUCAGACCUUCAUAAACGAGGCAGUGGAAACAAACUUGGCCUCAAAGGACAGCCACUGGGUCUUUGUAAAUGAGGAAAUCAGUGACUCGGAGAUUCUGGAGCUCGUUCACAGCGCGCUGGGCCGUAUGACAGUGGUGAGGCAGACCUUCCCCACCUCCAAGGACCCAAACCGCAGGUGUAUGAGAAACAAUCAUCGGAUCUCCUCUCUGCUGUGCGACCCACAGGAAGGCUACCUGCAGACACUACAGAUAUCCAACCUUUACCUGUAUGAUAGUGUCCUGUUAUUGGCUGGAGCCUUCCACAGAAAACUAGAGGACCGGAAAUGGCACAGCAUGGCAAGUCUGAACUGCAUGAGGAAGUCCACCAAGUCCUGGAAUGGAGGAAGAUCCAUGCUGGACACUAUUCGGAACGGCCAAAUUACAGGUCUAACUGGAACCAUGGCUUUUGCUGAUGGAGUAUCUAACAUCAAUAUUAAUUUUGAGAUCCUUGGCACCAGUUACAGUGAAACAUUUGGAAAAGACGUUCGAAGGCUGGCUGUAUGGGAUCCAGUGAUGGGCUUGAAUGGGAGUCUCCAGGAGCGACGCUUGGAAAAUGACAUGCAAGGAGUUGUCCUGAAAGUGGUCACCAUUCUGGAGGAACCCUUUGUCAUGGUUGCUGAAAACAUCCUGGGACAACCAAAGCGCUACAAAGGGUUUUCCAUUGACGUCCUGGAUGCUCUCGCCAAAAAUCUUGGAUUUAAGUAUGAAAUCUAUCAAGCCACGGACCAUAAAUAUGGUAGUCAACUUCCUAAUGGCUCCUGGAAUGGAAUGAUUGGAGAACUCAUUAACAAGAAAGCAGACAUAGCAGUGUCAGCAAUAACCAUCACCCCUGAGAGAGAGAGUGUCGUGGACUUCAGCAAGCGCUAUAUGGAUUAUUCAAUUGGAAUCCUCCUGAAAAAGCCGGAAGAAAAAAUUAACAUCUUCUCAGUUUUUGCUCCCUUUGACCUUGCAGUGUGGGCCUGCAUUGCUGCUGCCAUCCCACUGGUGGGGGUCCUGAUCUUUGUGCUUAAUCGGGUGCAGCUGGUCCGAGCACAGACUCCAACCCACCCUCAGAGUCCUCCCUCCACCUCCAGCACUCUGCACACUGCCAUUUGGCUUGUCUAUGGAGCAUUUGUUCAGCAAGGUGGAGAUUCGCCAUUGAACUCAUUUGCCAUGCGGAUUGUGAUGGGCAGCUGGUGGCUCUUCACUCUCAUCGUGUGUUCUUCAUACACUGCCAAUCUGGCUGCAUUCCUGACCGUAUCCAGAAUGGAUAACUCCAUCCACUCCUUCCAAGACCUGGCGAAGCAGUCCGAUUUGUCCUAUGGCACAGUGAAGGACUCCUCGGUCUAUGAGUACUUUCAGGCAAAGGGCACCAAUCCAUUGGAGCAGGACAGUACUUACGCUGAACUCUGGAGGACUAUCAGUAAAAACAACGGAGCAGAAAACUGUGUGGCAAGUGCCCAUGAGGGCAUCGGAAAGAUAAAGUCAGGAACAUAUGCAUUCCUGUGGGAUAUGGCCGUGGUGGAAUACACAGCACUGACUGACGAUGACUGCUCCCUGACGGUGGUUGGGAACAGUGUAAGCAGCAAAGGAUAUGGGAUUGCACUCCAACAUGGAAGUCCCUACAGAGAUCUCUUCUCCCAGAGGAUUCUGGAGCUGCAAGACAGUGGGGAUUUGGAUGUGUUCAAGCAGAAAUGGUGGCCAAAGAUGGGUCGGUGUAAUCUGAAGAGUCUCUCCGGUGGGCUGCCGGACGGACAGGCCCUGAAGCUGCAGAGCUUUGCUGGUGUUUUCUGUAUCUUGGCUGCAGGACUUCUCCUAGCCUGCCUUGUGGCAGCUUUAGAAAUCUGGUGGAACAGCAAUCGAUGCCAUCAGCAAACUCCCAAGGAGGAUAAAGAAGUGAACCUGGAACAGGUGCACCAACGCAUGGACAGUCUCAUGGAUGAUGACAUGGCCCACAAGCAGAUCUCGGCUGCCUCCAUUGAGAUCUCGGCACUGGAAAUUGGCAGCAUGCAGACCAGCCAGGGCUUGGAGCCCAUUCGAGAUUACCAGAACACCCAAAUCUCAGUCAGCACUUUUUUACCAGAACAGUCUCACGCUACAAGUAGGAAGCUUUCCUCCCUUGCCAGCACCAACCUGUCUCUGCCUCUCAGCAGUUCGGCCACACUGCCGUCUAUACAGUGCAAGCAUCGAUCACCCAACGGAGGACUAUUCCGCCAAAGUCCAGUCAAAGCACCAAUCCCCAUGUCAUUCCAGUCUGUGUCAGGCCCUGGGGGGCUCCCUGAAGCUAUGGAACCCUCCCAUGGGACCUCCAUAUAACUUCAAACGCCGCAUGGCACCAUUUUUAAUAUAAACAUUUACAGAAAAAUCUAGCAUUUUCAUGUAAAUAAUUGUAAAUAAUUCAAGAAUGAAGUGGGGUAAAGUGUAUUUUGAAUAUUCUCAAUUUUUGAAGUCAGUAGAUCAUGUAUGAAUGGCUUUGUAAAUUUUGUUCUAUACAAAUAAAAAGCAGAUUACUUGUGAUGGUUA